Messenger RNA from Rubroshorea leprosula, 621 nucleotides. Lineage: Eukaryota; Viridiplantae; Streptophyta; Magnoliopsida; Malvales; Dipterocarpaceae. The record is from the annotation of a GenBank genome assembly.
CGGCCACAGGUCGGUGCUCUGCUAGGAACCAUCGGAACCAUGGCCGACGGUAAGAGCGAGACUCCAACGGAGAAGGAGACGCCGAAACCGAAACCGAGAUCGAUCGUGCGUCUCGGCAUCUUCCUCAUCUCUCACAGCUUUCUCGUCAGUGUUGUUUGUUCCACUGCUGGUGUUCUGGCUCUGCUCUUCCUUCCUGUUCUCGCCAAGAACACUUACAUCUCCGAAAAUGCCCUCAUGCCAGGUUCUGCAAGUCCCAUGAUUUCUAAGCAGGAGGUUUUGGAUGGAAAUAAAUUGGUUAAGGAUCUAACCAACCUGAAUUCUAAAUAUUUGGAUGGGGGAAUAGAAAGUCGGAGAAUCAUAGCAAAGUACAUGUCAGACUUGGGUGCUGAAGUCAGUUAUCACAAAUUUCACCCUCAGUCAAAUAGGUUUCAUCCACUGCACUUUUUCUCUGAUCCUGAUUCUGGAGCUCAAGAACUUUAGUUGCUCAUCAUAUGGCAUCAACACUAUUGGGAUAAUAAGCGCUCCACGAGGUGAUGGGAAAGAAGCCAUCAUCUUGGCAACUCCUUACAAUUCAUUAAAGGGUGGUCUUCCUUUUUUUUUGGAUAAAAUGUAAAAAUGUUA